Molecule: messenger RNA, 1955 nt
Organism: Durio zibethinus
Lineage: Eukaryota; Viridiplantae; Streptophyta; Magnoliopsida; Malvales; Malvaceae
Source: RefSeq, a predicted model, not a curated record
UAAUCCCCCAAAACCAAAAGAGAAAGAAAAGGAAACACUUCCUGUCUUCUUGCAUUCGUUUCCGUUUCAAAAGUGUAAUAUUUAUUGGCACCCUUCCAUCUGCAUCUCUCUGUUCCAUUUCACUGCAAAAUCAGCUCCAAACCCUAGAAUUUGAUUUGAAUCGAUCAAAAACAGACCAGAUUGAUGGCACUUGUUUUUAAGGCAGGCCCAUCAUAUUGUAUCCGUAGUGAUAUAAGACGGGGUAGAACCGGAAAGGAUGUAGCUUUUGUUGAGGCUCCUGUAAUGAAGGAAAAAUCUGUCAGUUUUUGUUCCUUAUCAUGCAACAAUGCUAAGAUAGCACGGAUCUUCCCUUUAGGAACUGUGGGAUUUGGAAGCAAGAGAAGGAAUAGUGUGAUUGUUGCAGCAAGCCCUCCCACAGAGGAUGCUGUGAUUGCUACAGAGCCGUUGACAAAAGAGGAUCUUGUUGGAUACCUUGCAUCUGGAUGUAAGCCUAAGGAAAAUUGGAGGAUAGGUACAGAGCAUGAAAAGUUUGGUUUUGAGUUCCAAACUUUGCGACCUAUGAAAUAUGAACAAAUAGCAGAAUUGCUUAAGGGUAUUUCAGAGAGAUUUGAUUGGGAUAAAGUAAUGGAAGGUGAUAAUAUUAUAGGACUUAAACAGGGGAAGCAAAGCAUAUCACUGGAGCCUGGAGGGCAGUUUGAGCUCAGUGGUGCACCUCUUGAAACUUUGCAUCAAACAUGUGCAGAGGUCAAUUCACACCUCUAUCAGGUUAAAGCUGUUGCAGAAGAAAUGGGAAUUGGAUUCUUAGGGAUUGGUGUCCAGCCCAAAUUGGGAAUAAAGGACAUACCUGUUAUGCCCAAGGGAAGAUAUAAAAUAAUGAGAAAUUAUAUGCCUAAAGUUGGUUCACUUGGGCUUGAUAUGAUGUUUAGGACAUGCACUGUUCAGGUUAAUCUGGACUUCAGUUCGGAAGCUGACAUGAUCAGGAAAUUUCGUGCUAGUCUUGCUCUGCAACCUAUAGCGACAGCUUUAUUUGCAAAUUCCCCCUUUACUGAAGGAAAGCCAAAUGGUUACCUAAGCAUGAGAAGUCAAAUCUGGACCGAUACUGAUAAGGACCGUACAGGCAUGCUUCCAUUUGUGUUUGACAACUCUUUUGGGUUUGAGCAAUAUGUUGACUAUGCUCUUGAUGUUCCGAUGUAUUUUGUUUAUCGGAAAAAGAAGUACAUUGACUGCACUGGAAUGACUUUCAGGGAUUUUAUGGCGGGAAAACUUCCAUGUAUUCCUGGUGAACUGCCAACCCUUAAUGACUGGGAAAAUCAUUUGACAACAAUAUUUCCAGAGGUUCGACUGAAGAGGUACUUGGAGAUGAGGGGUGCUGAUGGAGGACCUUGGAGGAGUUUAUGUGCUCUGCCAGCAUUUUGGGUAGGUUUGUUAUAUGAUGAGGUCUCACUCCAGAAUGUUUUGGACAUGAUAGCUGAUUGGACUCCUGAAGAAAGACAAAUGUUGAGAAAUAAGGUUCCAAAGACUGGUCUAAAGACACCAUUUCGGGAUGGGUUUCUGUGGCAUGUAGCAGAAGAUGUUUUAAAGUUGGCAAAGGAUGGCUUGGAAAGAAGGGGCUUCAAGGAAUCAGGGUUCUUGAAUGGGUUGGCAGAGGUGGUUAGAACAGGUGUAACGCCAGCUGAGAAGCUUUUGGAGUUGUAUCAUGGGAAGUGGGGACAAUCUGUUGACCCUGUUUUCGAAGAGCUGCUUUACUGAGAUGAAUCAGAGUCUUGUGUGACAAUUACAUGCGUUGUUGUGGACAAAGAUAUGUGGCCUUUGGGUAUAGGUGAGAUCAGAGGCAUGGAGAUGUCUAAUGCUCCUUUCAAAGGUAAGUUGUUGCUUGCAAUGAUGAACGGUCAAUAUCUUUGGCUUCUUUUUUCUGUUCGUAGAAAUUAGGUGCACGGACACCGCCGCCGCCAUCU